Messenger RNA from Leptomonas pyrrhocoris, 1249 nucleotides. RefSeq lists its product as hypothetical. NCBI's taxonomy places the organism in Eukaryota, Euglenozoa, Kinetoplastea, Trypanosomatida, Trypanosomatidae. The coding region runs from base 149 to 1249 and encodes 366 amino acids. The transcript has a single exon. The record is from RefSeq and is a predicted model, not a curated record.
AGUUAGGUGACAAUAAAGAAGAGUACUGUCAAGAAAUCGUCGGCUCUUAAUGGCACCUCUCUUCAUUUGAAAAGAUAUGGAAAGAAGAACAAUUAUGGAGAGAGAGAACGUAGCAGCGCUCACGGCAGGCAUCCCCGUAACGCAGGUGAUGCUUCGCGCGGCGGGAGACAGCCUGGUGCAGGAUGAACGUGGGGACCGGUGCUAUGUAGCGAUCAAUCCCGGUUACGCCGCCCCACCUGCCGCGUACACGCGCGUGCUUGCGGUGCGUUCCCUGGUGGGCUUUCUCGCCUUUGUGGGGACUCUACUCUCUGCGGUCGGGCAGGCCGUCUACUUUCGUCGCGGGGCGUACGGGAUGUCCAAGUACGGGGUGUGGCGGUCAUUCCAAUUUCCGGGGUGCUGGAUAAACGACCUCGACCCCGAAGCCAGCAAGAUGCGCAAGGUCUUUGCCGUCGCCACGUCUGUGUUUGGGCUCAUCUCGUGUAUUCUGUCUACGGUGUACGCCGUGGAGUGGCCGACGCUCGAGCGGGCAAGGAGAGCGGAGCAGGAGGACAACUUCCAGCUGCUAUGCACCUACGCGACGGGGCUGAACGACGCGGAGGACAGCAGCGCCACUUCGUUCCCCUUUGUGAACGCACGUGUAGAGAACCGCGGACACGUGGAGAAGGUGCCGAUCGAGGAGGUGGAACGCCGGCGGCGCAAGAAGGACAAUGACGUGGGUAUUGCGAUCUUCUCCAUGACAAUGAUGGCGGCGGUGAGUGCGAUUAUCACGGUACUGCUGAUGCUGUACUUCCACGACAGCGAUUUUUAUUGCGACGGUUACCAGAGCGAGUGGGAUGCCGGUUUCGGCCUCUUUAUCGCGUCCCUCGCGCUCUCCGUGACGGCGUUUAUCCUUGUGGCUAUCCCCCAACUCACCGACCUGUACCUUUGCAGGCUGCCGCCGGUGGUGCGGUGCCAACUGAUGCUGGUCGAUGUGCACCGAGCGUUGCAGCAGCAGCCACCGCCUGGCGCGAGCACUGCACAGUACCGCAGCUACACCAACGCCGGACUUCCAGUUGCCCUGCCUGGUCCGCAUAGGAGCCUGUUGCGUCACGCGUCUCCGCCGCCCGCGGGGGAGCUGAGCGCGGAGGUGUCACCUGGGCGUGGGCAGCUGCCCGAAGCGGAGCAGGAGGACAACUACACGACCGCGGCGUAUUACACCGCCCCGCCGCCGCUGUUUCGAAUGGUGCACAGUGACGCACCACCGCACUAA